Physella acuta is the source of this 1434-nucleotide messenger RNA. RefSeq names its product superoxide dismutase [Mn], mitochondrial-like. Gene Ontology annotation, biological process: superoxide metabolic process. Gene Ontology annotation, molecular function: manganese ion binding; superoxide dismutase activity. NCBI's taxonomy places the organism in Eukaryota, Metazoa, Mollusca, Gastropoda, Physidae. The record is from RefSeq and is a predicted model, not a curated record. Gene Ontology annotation, cellular component: mitochondrion.
GUUUAGUAACUAGUUGAAGUAAAGUACUGUCGGCUGUCGGCCUAACUCGUUGUUCAUGAACUUUAACCUCUGAAUUCAAGGACGGACAAAAACAACAAUGUUGUCAACAGCUUCACACGUAUUAAAAAGAUGCCUACAGACAUCAGCCACUCGACUGAAACACUCACUGCCAGACUUAAAGUAUGAUUUCAAUGCACUGGAGCCCUACAUCUCAGCUGAUAUUAUGAAACUCCAUUAUGAAAAACAUCAUCAGGCCUAUGUUACCAACCUGAAUGUUGCUGAAGAGAAGCUCAAUGAAGCUGUUGCCAAAGGAGAUCUGAAUACUGUCAUUAGUCUUCAGCCAGCUCUCAGGUUCAACGGUGGAGGUCACAUCAACCACACAAUCUUCUGGUCCAACCUGAGCCCCAAGGGAGGCGGCGAGCCCUCAGGCGACCUCAUGCAGCAGAUUAAAGACGAUUUCACCACUUUUGAGCGGAUGAAGAAAGAACUUGUGGCCGCCUCUGUAGGUAUCCAAGGCUCGGGCUGGGGAUGGCUGGGCUACAGUCCAACAAAUGGACAUCUUCGAAUUGCUACCUGUGCCAAUCAAGAUCCCCUUUUUGCGACAACAGGUUUGAUUCCUAUUUUUGGCAUUGAUGUGUGGGAACAUGCUUAUUACCUGCAGUAUAAAAAUGUGCGAGCUGACUACGUGAAUGCAAUCUUCAAUGUGGCCAACUGGGCCGAUGUUUCUAAUAGAUUGGCCAAGGCCAGGAUGAACUAGAGUCCUGAGAUAAUAUCUCUGAAUGCUCACUUUUCUAAAAGAGUAGACUAAAAGUUUGAAAGAAUUUUGACAGUCCUUGUCAAAUAAGGGGUUCUCACUUUGUGCAUCAUGCAACAAGUUGUUUCAGUGGGGAUAAGAAUACUGCCUGCUGGUGAUAACUUUAUAUUACUAGUUAUAAUUUAAACUAGUUAUGUAAAGUUAUUAUCAUGAUUUUACAUUGUAAAGUGCUCCACAUGAUGGGUGUUAUGAUAUUAACGUUUAUGCAAUAAGUUAGUAAACAGAAAGGUGUUUUGUUUACAAUUUAAGUAGAUGAAAGGUGUAGGGAUGUUAUGUGAAUUUUUCUUUGAGGGCAGUGAUACUAUUGUGUCAUUGUUUAGGAAUGAUUUAGUACACUGUGUCAGUUGUCUGACCACUAAGUCUCUGCAUCUUAUUCAUUAUUUUUUUAUUGCUUGACAGAUGACUUUAUUAAAGUUUAACUGUUGGAUAAACUUGUAAUUUUAUUUCUUUUUCUUUUUGUAGAGGACUAAAACUAAUUACUACUGCUAAAGUAUUUGUAAAUUUACUUUUUGUAGUUUUGAUUGCAAGAAGGAGGACUUCUUAACAUUUUUCUUUUGUGGUAAUGUUAUGGAUUUUCUUCUGUUAAAAGUGUAACCUUAAAUAAAAAGAACCUACAAAUA